This is a messenger RNA of Vitis riparia (riverbank grape), 935 nucleotides long. RefSeq names its product 60S ribosomal protein L19-2. The transcript has 5 exons. Gene Ontology annotation, cellular component: ribosome; cytosolic large ribosomal subunit. Gene Ontology annotation, molecular function: RNA binding; structural constituent of ribosome. NCBI's taxonomy places the organism in Eukaryota, Viridiplantae, Streptophyta, Magnoliopsida, Vitales, Vitaceae. The record is from RefSeq and is a predicted model, not a curated record. The coding region runs from base 29 to 649 and encodes 206 amino acids. Gene Ontology annotation, biological process: translation.
CUCUCGUCUCUGGUUGCGAAGAGAAGCCAUGGUAUCGCUGAAGCUUCAGAAGCGGCUCGCCGCCAGCGUUCUCAAGUGCGGGAGAGGCAAGGUCUGGCUCGAUCCCAAUGAGGUCAACGAAAUCUCCAUGGCCAACUCCAGGCAAAAUGUAAGGAAACUUGUGAAAGAUGGCUUUAUCAUCAGGAAGCCAACUAAGAUCCACUCUCGAUCUCGGGCACGGAGAAUGAAGGAGGCCAAGAGAAAGGGACGUCACUCUGGAUAUGGUAAACGCAAGGGUACAAGGGAGGCAAGGUUGCCCACUAAGAUCCUUUGGAUGAGGAGAAUGCGUGUACUGAGGCGCUUGCUCCGCAAGUAUCGGGAGUCCAAAAAAAUUGACAAGCACAUGUACCAUGACAUGUACAUGAAAGUGAAAGGUAACGUCUUUAAGAAUAAGAGGGUGCUAAUGGAGAGUAUCCACAAGUCGAAGGCCGAAAAGGCAAGAGAAAAAACUCUUUCUGACCAGUUUGAGGCUAAGCGUGCUAAGAACAAGGCAAGCAGAGAAAGGAAGCUAGCUCGGAGGGAGGAGCGCCUGGCCCAGGGACCUGUGGAAAGGGCACCACCAGCAUCUGCACCCCAGCCUGCUGAGGGAACUAAAAAGGCCAAGAAGUGAUGAAAGGUGCCUCUACCAUGAACAUUGAAGAACUGAUAACAACAGAUGACAAUCUCUUGGUUUUCUGCAGUAGGAUUUUGUUCUUAAGCCAAUAUUGUUCUCUUUUUGUGGCCAAUUUUUUCUUUAUAAGAAAUCUUGAACCUCUAUUAAGUUCUAGGUACUUUCCCAUAUGUUGAGUGCUUUGUUCAUUUAUGAUUUCAGUGAACCAUUAAAUUAUGUGUGCAUGCUUCAGUUAAACAUGAGAAUUUACUCGCAUUAGUUGAAAGCACAGUUUUGGGUCUUAAAA